Molecule: messenger RNA, 1197 nt
Organism: Salvelinus namaycush (lake trout)
Lineage: Eukaryota; Metazoa; Chordata; Actinopteri; Salmoniformes; Salmonidae
Product: homeobox protein Meis2-like
Exons: 12
Coding region: 1-1197 (398 amino acids)
Biological process (GO): positive regulation of transcription by RNA polymerase II; brain development; embryonic pattern specification
Molecular function (GO): DNA-binding transcription activator activity, RNA polymerase II-specific; RNA polymerase II cis-regulatory region sequence-specific DNA binding
Source: RefSeq, a predicted model, not a curated record
AUGGCGCAAAGGUACGAUGAGCUGGCCCACUAUGGUGGUGGGAUGGACGGAGUUGGACUCCCGGCAUCUAUGUAUGGAGACCCGCAUGCUCCCCGGCCGCUUCCGCAAGUCCACCACCUGAACCACGGUCCGCCUCCACAUUCAACGCAGCACUAUGGAGCCCACGCACCCCACAACAUCAUGCCCAGCAGCAUGGGCAGCGCUGUCAACGACGGACUAAAAAGAGACAAAGAUCAAAUCUAUGGUCACCCGUUAUUCCCUCUGCUAGCACUGGUGUUUGAGAAGUGUGAGUUGGCGACCUGCACACCGAGGGAGCCUGGAGUAGCGGGCGGCGAUGUCUGCUCCUCAGACUCCUUCAACGAAGACAUCGCUGUCUUUGCAAAACAGAUACGUGCAGAGAAACCGUUAUUUUCAUCGAAUCCAGAGUUGGACAACUUGAUGAUCCAAGCUAUACAAGUAUUACGAUUUCAUCUUUUGGAAUUAGAGAAGGUGCACGAGCUCUGCGACAACUUCUGCCAUCGGUACAUCAGUUGUUUGAAAGGCAAAAUGCCCAUAGACUUGGUCAUAGACGACCGAGAUGGCUGCAAAUCAGACUUCGAUGACCUGACAGGAUCUGCCACAAAUCUAGCAGAUCACAACCCGGCGUCCUGGAGAGACCUGGAAGACGCCCACUCCACGCCUUCUGUGGGCACCCCGGGGCCCUCCAGCGGGGGCCACGUCUCCCAGAGUGGGGACAACAGCAGUGAACUCGGAGACGGCCUCGACAACAGCCUCGCGUCGCCGGGCACAGGGGACGAGGACGACCAGGACAAGAAGAGGCAGAAGAAGAGAGGCAUCUUCCCCAAAGUGGCCACCAAUAUCAUGCGAGCGUGGCUCUUCCAGCACCUUACGCACCCAUAUCCUUCAGAGGAACAGAAGAAGCAGCUAGCACAGGACACAGGCCUCACCAUCCUGCAAGUGAACAACUGGUUCAUCAACGCCAGGAGGAGAAUAGUACAGCCUAUGAUUGACCAGUCUAACAGAACAGGUUUUUAUUUUACAUCCACAGUGGGCCAGGGGACAGCAUACAGCCCUGACGGUCAACCAAUGGCAGGCUUUGUACUCGACGGACAGCAGCACAUGGGAAUUCGACCUGGCGGACCAAUGGGUGGCAUGGGAAUGAAUAUGGGUAUGGAUGGACAGUGGCACUACAUGUAA